Molecule: messenger RNA, 1563 nt
Organism: Ylistrum balloti
Lineage: Eukaryota; Metazoa; Mollusca; Bivalvia; Pectinida; Pectinidae
Product: sodium-dependent glucose transporter 1A-like
Exons: 3
Coding region: 7-1518 (503 amino acids)
Biological process (GO): transmembrane transport
Source: RefSeq, a predicted model, not a curated record
UAUCAAAUGGACACUUUGGUUGAUGAUGUACCUGGAAAAAACAAGAAGGAGAUUCCGAAGUCAGUUCACAGAGAGAAAAUCGUGUACAGUGUGUGUCUGUGUGCAUCAUAUUUAACAUGUGGAUGGAAUCUCGCUGAGAUUGGCUCCGCCCUUCUCGAUCUCAAACAGCUCACUUCCGUUUCGCUAGAAGCUGCCUCGCUGUAUCAGACGUUCUUCAAUGUUGGUUAUUUUGCUGGCUCCCUGUUGUGUGGAGUCCUCUACAAGAAAAUUAACAAGUUUAUUUUCCAAUUUUUCUCGCUCCUUAUUGUCGCCAUUGCACUGGUGAUAAUCCCUUGGUGCCAUGAGCACAUCGCCAUGGUUACAGCUCAUUGUUUCGUUGGCGUAUCUGGAGGUAUAAUUGAUUCAGUGGUAAAUGCCGAGAUGCUGGCUAUCUGGGGAGAGGAAGGACGCUCCUACGUCCAGGCGAUGCAUUUCACUUACGCCCUGGGUGGAAUUAUCUCCCCUAUCAUAACAGCUCAAUUUUUAGCGCCGAAGUCGAACCAUUCUGACGUCAUAAUUUCAUUAACCAAUAAUAAUGCGUCUUACAUUUACGUCCCAAACAAUUUAACCAUCACUCAAUCAGCACACUAUGACAAUCAGUCAAAUUCAUUUUCUAAUUGUAGUUCUUUUCCCGAAAUAUCAACAUCUUUAGAUACCAUUCGGAACUCCACUGUAGUUUCAAACUCGUUUUAUGAAACAUCGCGGAUCUACAUAGCCUAUAGUAUUUCGGCUUCCUUAUGUUUACUGAUCGGUUUGCCUUACUUGUUUAUGUUCUUCACCUUUGACCUUUCAAAAAUCAGAACAGGAAGGACCCUGAAGGAAGAAAAGGCUUCCCCUGAUCUUUCACGACUCGAUACAAUCCUCGUCCUUAUCAACUUCGGGAUAAUGGCCGGGAUAUAUGUCGCUAUUGAGGAAUCGUUUUCCGGAUUCCUAAAUGCAUUUUGUGUCAACCGCCUUGAUUGGUCGACAGUAGACGGGUCUUAUGUAACAUCAGUUUUCUAUGGCUGUUUUGGAUUUGGUCGUCUGAUAGCAGUACUUUGGGUUAAAUAUCUAAAUCCGAAGAAGAUUUUAAGUGUAUUUUGUAUAGCGUUGUUCUUGAUGUUUGCUAGUAUAUUAAUAUAUGCUAUUUACUACCUUAAUGCUGGUAUGUGGCUUACGGCGGCUCUUACGGGACUUUUUAUAGCUGUCAUAUACCCAACAAUAUUUACCUGGACAGAGGAAGAUUUUCUACCGGUGUCGGGGAAAAUUUCAUCCUACUUUAAUAUUACUUCCGCUUUAGGCGGAACAAUAAAUCCUAUUUUAGUCGGAACAUUAAUGGAUGUGUACAGUCCACUGUGGUACACAUAUUUAUUGAUGGGAGAGUCACUCAUCUUAUUGAUGACGUGUAUAGGUGGGAUGGCGUUGUCAAGGAAAUUACGUCAGAAAUUACAACAGAGCGGGCAGGUUGAUUACGCUGAUCAGGAAGGUCAGUUGAUGUAAAUACACCUUGUAUAUAUGUAUACUGAAUACUUCACUUCGCCACAU